Messenger RNA from Amphimedon queenslandica, 3057 nucleotides. RefSeq lists its product as uncharacterized. Gene Ontology annotation, biological process: protein phosphorylation; necroptotic signaling pathway. Gene Ontology annotation, molecular function: ATP binding; protein kinase activity; protein binding. The record is from RefSeq and is a predicted model, not a curated record. The coding region runs from base 83 to 2764 and encodes 893 amino acids. NCBI's taxonomy places the organism in Eukaryota, Metazoa, Porifera, Demospongiae, Haplosclerida, Niphatidae. The transcript is spliced from 6 exons.
GUUACAGGGUAGGUGGGGUGGCCUAUAGGCGCGCUCUAGCUCUAGCUCUAGCUCAAGAUAGGCCUAGUGCCUAGACGCCAUUAUGCAAAAAGAGGCCUGUGAGGGUAAGUGCCCUUAUGGCUGUUCCUUGUGUGAUAAAAAUAAACUGAAUGAAAGAGCCAGGCACCGCACCGUGUCUGCAGAAAUGUAUGUGUGGGCUGGUACUCAGUCUGACUUCCCUGCAGUACAUAAUAGUGAAGAGAAGAGAAGGAUCACUAGUAAUAUACAACACUUUACUCCUUCAACUGGUCAAUGGAUCACUAGAGGUACUACUGGUACUCCUCCAUUAGGAAUCAUUGCCUACUGCUGUACUGCAAUAGAUGAUCUAUUGUAUUAUUUCGGGGGCUAUUGUGGCCAUCACAGUUGCUAUCACAACAGUAUUUCACAACUGGAUACUGCUAGUCUUCAAUGGAGAGAAUUAGAACCAACUGAUGCAACUAGACCAGUUAUGAGGAGAGCUUAUGGUGGGAUGAUAUCAUUUGAACGUAAUGGAGUACACUAUCUACUAAUGAUAGGUGGACUAGGAUCUAAACCAGCUGCACAACCGGCUCAUUAUAAAUACAUUGAAUCAGCUAAUAAAGGGGAAUGGUUUACUAAUGAACACUCUAUCUAUAAUAUAUCAUCAAGAGAAUGGAGUAUUCCUUUAAUUAUUGGUCAUUGUAUACCACCUGGUGAAAGCUUCAUCAUUGAAAAGAUCAACAACACUAGAGCUGUUUUGUUUGGUGGAAUAGAGGCUGAUAAUGUUAAGGCUACUGUUACUAACAAUAUUUAUAUAUUAGAGAUAUCAAUCAGCACUGUAUUCUGGCAGUGUGUAAAGAAACCUGAAGCAAUAGACCGAUGGCCUGUGGGUAGAUACCUUCAUGCAGGUGCUAUUAUUAUGGCUGAAUCAGACUGUCCUAGGCUAAUGAUAAGUGGUGGAAGGGAUAAGAAUUAUGAUACUUUAGAUGAUUGUUGGAUCUUAAACAUCACUCAACAUUCCUGGAUAAAGUUAGAUGUACCUCACUCUGUUAGUAAGAGAAAUGGUCAUUCUCUCUCAGUGUUAAUUAUGAGUCCUCAUUGUGUUUGGAUAACAACUGUUGGAGGAGUUGAUGAUAAAUGUUGCACACUAGUCACUAAUCCUGACAUUGCUAUGCUAACUAAACUAGUUCUCAACAGUAAAGGAGAGUGGACAGUAGGUGAUACAUUAGAUACCAAUGGUAUGAAUAAUGAAGAAUACCGUAAAAAGAAGUAUCUGCAGGAACUAGAGGCAGGAAGAAACCCAAGAGAGGAUAUAGCCAUUAUGCAAACCAUAGAAGCUUUUAUGAAGAGUCUUGAAGAGAAGGAGAGUGAAAUUCAAUUUUAUCAUCAACAAUUUGAGCAGAAGGAAAGAAAAAAAUCAGAGAAAGAGCAAGAAAUAAGAAGAUAUUGUUAUCAGCUACAAGAGAAGAAUAGGAAACAUCAGGUGUUACUCCAAAAGAAGGAUAGGGAGAUACAGGUGAAACACAGGGAGCUACAGGGGAAGGAUAGGGAGAUACAGGAGAAACACAGGGAGCUAAAUGAGAAGGAUAGGGAGAUACAGGAGAAACACAGGGAGCUACAGGGGAAGGAUAGGGAGCUACAGGUAAAGGUUAGAGAGUUACAGGAGAAAGACAGGGAGCUACUAAGGGUCAGGCUCCGCCUGACUAGGGAGCUACAGGAGAAAGACAGGGAGCUACAGGAGAAAGACAGGGAGCUACAGGAGAAGGACAGGGAGUUACAGGAGAAGGAUAGAGAGUUACAGGAGAAGGAUGAGAAGCUACAUGAGAAGCUACAUGAGAAGGAUAGGGAGCUGCAGGAGAAACACAGGGAGCUACAGGGGAAGGAUAGGGAGCUACAGGUAAAGGUUAGAGAGUUACAGGAGAAAGACAGAGAGCUACAGGAGAAGGAUAGGGAGCUACAGGAGAAGGAUAGGGAGUUACGCCAGUCUCAGGAUCACUGGGUUGUUAAUAAAGAUGAGGUGACUUUGACAAAGGAGGAGUUAGGAAGAGGAUCUUAUGCUGUGGUUACAGUUGGUAACUUUAGAGGUUUAAGAGUAGCUGUCAAGUCACUUCAUAAUAUGAUCAUUUCAGAUUAUAAUCUAGGUAUCUUCACCAGGGAAAUGACUAUAGCAUCACAAGUACGUCAUCCUAACCUGGUCCAGUUUAUUGGUGCAACUAAAGUGGGUCAUCCUCUCAUCUUGACCGAGCUGAUGAGCACUAGUCUUAAUCAUGAGCUUCGCAAAAACCGAUUAACCAAUCAACAGAUUCUGAGUAUUGCUCAAGAUGUAGCUUUAGGCCUCAACUACCUUCACCUGUUUAAGCCUCAGCCUAUUAUUCACAGAGAUAUCAGCAGUCCUAAUGUAUUAUUAAAGCCUUGCACUGGACCUGCUGGUUAUGAAGCUAAAGUAGCAGAUUAUGGCACAGCUAAAGUAGUGCAAGCUGAAAGUACUGGUACUGUUAUGCCAGGUAAUCCAGCAUAUGCUGCACCAGAAGCUCCUAUUCCUGAUCGACACAGUCCAGCAAUGGAUGUCUACAGUUACUCUGUACUCCUUAUGGAGCUGAAUUUACUUUGCCCACCAGAAAUGACAACAGUAGAGAGAGCACAACAAUCUGCUAGAGUCUCCUGGUCUCAUAUGAAGUCUCUCAUACAAAGAGGACUUAACACUGAUCCUGCAGAUCGUCCUACUAUGGCUGAAGUAAUAAGGUCAUUAAAAAAGAUGAAUAUUUGAAAUUUUGAUAUUCUAUAAUUUCUGCAUACCUUUUAUAGUAAUUGUAGUUACUUUUAAACUUAAUCUUAACUGCCUUGAAUUAUAGUUUUUGCUGCUACAGUUUAUUAAUUAUUUUUAUUUUCUGUAUCUUUCUUAUUUUUUGUGUGUUUAGUCUGUUCAGACUUUACUGUUUUACUGUUUGUUUUUUUUACUGUUUGGACUUUAAGUUAGUAAAUUCUUUCACUUGUUAUAAUGUAUGGCCUUAUGUUACGUUAAUUGUCCUGUGUAAACCAGCCUUGAUGUAAAUUAACUAC